CUCCAGCCAGCUGCUCUAAUGUUAAAGAAAAGCAAAAGGAACAUACGUCACUGGCUGCUAGCUUACCGACAGCAACCUACUAUGAUUCAUUAUUUUGGCAAGUGAAUUAGAGAUAGUAAUGUUUUAUUUAGAAGUUCCGUACAACUUUAGCAAUACGCGGAGGUCAUGUUUCACAGGACUUCACCAGGGGGACAUCACCUAUAUUAGGAAUACACAGUGACAUCAAAGCUUUGGAUCACCAGAAAAUUCAGUCACCUGGAACAUGUUGAGAACAGGUCACUUAUUGGUUACAUGAAGCUAUGAAUUCUUCAUCAGUUCAUUCAUUCAACAAAUAUAUGUAUUAAGUAUUUGAAAUCUCUCCCCAAGCUGUCUACUUACUGCUGCAAUUUCAUCAUUAGAUGAAAUUAGAGAGUCAUCUGAGAAACUACUACAAGGAAAGAUCGGGGAUGAAGAAAACACUGUUCCUGUCACCUAAGAACUUAAAAUCUGGACACAGACUUGUAACCACAAAGGCUCUUAUUUCCUGGGCACCUCCUUGGUCAGGCAGGAGGCUGUGUUCUUCACACCAUGAUUUGUCAUCCUCACACUAUCUCUACGGCCCAGAGGCUCCGAGACUCGUUGACUCACCAGUGCAUCGCGUUCUAGAGGCAGAAGUACAAAAUCACGUUAUUCAAGCCAUCCCUGAUGUCUUGUGGAAGCCCGAUGUUUGGACCACAUCAACAGGUUUUCCUGAUUUCUCACUUCUAUGUGGUUUGAUCUGUGAGGACUCCCAACAGUAUCAGAGAGGAGAGCACAAACACAGUAAGAAGGAAGCCAUCUGCAAGCCAGGAAGAGAGAUUUUACCAGAAACAAAAUUGGCUGACAUGUUUAUCUCAAGACUUCCCAGCCUCUGGAACUGUGAGAAAAUAAGUUUCUCUUUUUUAAAUCACCCAGUCUAUAGUAUUUUGUUCUGGCAGCUGAAGCUGACUAAGACAGUAGGUGUCUCUAUAGGACACUCUUUUCAGGCUUUUGUAACAAUUCCCUGACUUGUCACUUCAGACUUGUGGACAAUUAACAGCCCCACAACGCCUCUUCAUUUCCCUCAUGGGCACACAUUUUUAUCAACAGUCUCUCUGUUUAGCCCUUCUUUUUUAUCCUAUUUUUAAGCAUGUCAUCUUUUUCCCGUAGGGCCUCGACUGACUCAAUAACUCUAGAUUUCAUGUGAAAGAUGAAAUGAAUAAUGUAGGAAAUUAAAGGCAGGGGGACUGGUUCAGAUCCUUUCUCUUCUAAUAAGUAUUUCCUGAGCACCUGCCUCAUUCCAGGCACCAUUCUACAACAGGCUAGGAGAGAGACAAAGUCCCUGUUUCCGGGAGUUUCCAUUUCAGUAUGGGAGAUAAAUAAUAAAUAAGUAAACAAAUAAAUGAGGCAAUUUCAGGCUGUAACCUGAGCCCUUCCAGAAGUACACAGUGUGAUGAGAUGGGAAUAAAACGGUUGAGCAUGCUUUAGAUAGGUUGAUCCAAAAGGCCUUGGAGAAGAUGACAAAAAAAGAGAUUAAGAAGCUAAAAUCAAUA
Mustela erminea (ermine) is the source of this 1550-nucleotide messenger RNA. RefSeq lists its product as uncharacterized. Bases 399 to 1025 code for a protein of 208 amino acids. The transcript has 6 exons. The record is from RefSeq and is a predicted model, not a curated record. Lineage: Eukaryota; Metazoa; Chordata; Mammalia; Carnivora; Mustelidae.